GGGGUCCAAAUAUAUUGUUCCUUAAUUGCAACAAACUCAUGUCAUGAAAAAUGUUUUGUGUCAAAGAUUUUAAAAGUGGUGAGACUCUGUAAAAGUUCAGUUUCUUAAUGGUUUGAAUGAAAGCACAUAAUAACAGAGGCCAAUCAUAAAGAUCUCAGCUGUUCGCAAAUUAUGUUUUAUUUUAGUUUUGGGGGAAACAUCGUUUUAAUCCAUCUAAUCCUUUUAGUCUCUUGAUUAUUUUUCUUCUGUUUUCCAUAUUCACAGUUGAUUUAAAUUUUCUAUUUUCACCAACUUCAAUGAGUGUUAAAUAGCUAGAACUUCCCUGGAAGUCGUACAGCAGGAGAUUUUGAUUCCCAUCACCAUCCAGCUUCAAUGUAAUGUUUGUUUUUCUCAAUCACAGAAAACCUUGUUUUUAUUAAAGCUCCAGUAUUUUUUGUUGUUUUUAAUAUUUAUUUAAUCGUGUUUGCUUUUUUUGUCCCUUUGCAGACUUCAGAAGCCAAAGAUGAGUUCAUUAUUUUUUUGACUCUACUUGUGUGUUGGAAUGUCAGCAGCAAAACGUACCGUAGCCACGGCAACACAUGUAAUACAGAUUUAACGUUUUGAUAUGCACACACCCACAGCCGGAAGCGUGAACAGAACCACCCAUCCAUCUACCCAACGACAGCAGUGAGACUACAGAAUCAGUCCUCAGCCCUUCCUGGGCCAGAGAGUGAUCUAAUGGAAAGAUUAAUUUCUGACCUGAGGAGGUCAACAGCUCCCACAUGUCAGUCCAGUUUACACAGUUGUAUGUGGUGAAAGGGUAUUCACAUAUAUGAAAGCAUUGAUCUCUGCCCUGUUGUAUUUAUUACACACAAUACUGUGAAACAGUAUUGAUCCCAAACACGCACAGAUUAACAUUUUAGGAGGAGAUGAUCCAAAGCAACCUGUGUUGAUGUGGAAAAAUUAAUGGACACCUAACCUAAUAACAGUCGGUGUCAAGAACUAAAAUCAAGCAUUACAUAUGACUGGGAUUGAGCUUCCCUGGACGGUGAGGGAAUUUCAGCUCACCUUUAUUUGCGGGACUGAAUUCAAUCCCAUUGGAAGGGUUUCUGUGCAUGAAUGGCCUGUUUAAGGUCAAUGGUCAGAUAUUCAGGAUUUCCUGGUAGAGCAGGAAAGCAGCCCCAGACCAUCACACUACCACCUCCAUGUUUGACUGUUGAUAUCAUGUUUUUAUGUGAAAUGCGGUGAUAACAGAUGUGAAUUUACACACACCUUCCAAGAUGACGUGAGAUGAGCCUUUGUAUACGUUUUGGUCAGCAGAGGUUUUGGACCUUACCAUGAAGCCAUUUCUGAAUCAUGACCCCUCAACUUAACUUUACUAAGUGAGCCCUGCAGGUGAUUUAGUUGUUUAGGGUUGUUUUUGCUCUUAAAUGAGACCAGGAUACACUGCCUAGCAAGAAAAAAGUUACCACCUGCAUUUAACUAAGCAAUUAGGCACAAGCCUCCUAUUGGAUAAUUACAGCAUGGGUGAUUAUCUUUCAGCUGGCAAUAAGUUAUUUAACCCAGCACCCAUCAUGCCUAGUGCCUACUGUACAAGCCUGCAGGGCAGUGUUGUGAUCUGGGCUUACUGCAGGUGGUCAGGUCUUGGUUCAGCAACAGAUUCAGAUUUCAGAUUUAUUGGCCAAGUAAAAGUACAUUUACAAGGAAUUUGUCUUCGGUAGAUGUUCGCUCUCUAAAACAUACAACAACCACAAUAAACGAGAAUAAAAAUACCUAAAAACACAUAAGAACAUGUAUACCCACACCCAUGUUCAUUUACACACACAUACAUAUAUACUUAUAUACAUACCCAACAGGAUGUGUUACAAUAAUGAGGUCAGCUGACUUCCUGAAGAUACUGAAUGACCAGGUUAUUUCAUUUUCCCUGGUGACAUGGGCUUAUUCCAAGAUGAAUAAACUCAAAUAGUGAAAGAGUGGUUCAGGGAGCAUGCGACAUCAUUUUCACACGUAGAUUGGCCACCACAGAGUCCAGACCUUAACCCCAUUGAGAAUCUUUGGGGUGUGCUGGAGAAGGCUUAGUGCAGCGGCCAGAUCUACCAUCAUCAAUGCAAGAUCUUGGUGAAACAUUAAUGCAACACGGGAUGGAAAUCAGUCUUGUGAUGUUGGAGAAGCUUAUCAAAACAAUGCCACAGCAAAUGUGUGCAGUAAUAAAAGCUAAAGGAGGUCCAACAAAAUAUUAGAAUGUGUGACCUUUUGUUUUGGUGUCGACUUAGCUCGGCAGUGUAUGAUGCUUUUUGAGAUCUUUUAGCCUAUUUCAUGUUUUCAGCCAGGUUCUAUUGGAGUGAUUUGUUUAUUCCAUGGGUCUGGAACUAGUCAGGUUUGGUACAUGGUACUCAUCUCUUCAAAUAUUGUGGUUGUUUUUUUUUUUCAUGAUACAUCAAUGAGCAGGGUUUUUUUCACAUAAGACCCGGUCGUUUUCAAUAAUUUUUUCUGCUUUAUUUAAAUGAAAUCAUAAUUUUUUAAUCACUAAUGUUAUUGUUUUUUGGACUAUUUAUUUUUCACAGCAUUAUCAUUUACUUUGCAAAAUUAAAAUUAAUGAUGCGUCUUUAUAAACCACAGUAAAUAAUUUCAAUUUUUUCUUACGUGCUCAGCUAUACAAACUGUGACAUCAGAUUCACUAGUUGUUGGCUUGUCUUCCACUCAUGGUUUUCUUCCAAAUUGGAAAACAUAAACAACGUUCCUGUCUAAUUGGUUAGAAAAAAAUUGUUGCAAUGGCCCUUACUUACACUGUGACCCAACAACGAGCCUCCCAAUUAUGGAUUUAAAAAGCAUGAAUAAUACCUCUCUUCGUACUGUGACGGCAGCCCAUUGUUUGUGAGUUGUGUUUGCCUGCUGUGGGUGACCUCAAGGAAGGAAAGUGGCUCAGGGGUGUGAAUAGACGAGUCCCUGGCUGCUGUCAAUGCUGCUUUCCAUUUGACUGGGAGGAUAGCUUCGUUAGCACCUGAAAGGCCUUUUGUUCAUGUAAAUAUGGCCAUUGGCUUGAUUUGAUUCCUGACUGCUUUAAAAAUUUGCCUGACCAGAUGUUUUUUUUCUCUGUCCAGUGAGCAUGUCUUUUAUUUGGUAAACUAAAGGAGGAGAUUUGUCAUCUCCUACUCACAUAGGCCUACUCUUUGAUCAUUUUCAUUUAUUUUUCUCUUAGUCGUCUCCAUAAAAAUGCCAUGUGUUUUAAAUACAGAUAAAACCACACUUUCCUAUUUGUUCUGUCAUUUGGUUGUGUGAAAUGCCCUGACAUCACUGUCUGAGCUUAUCUCAUACAUAUAAACAAAGCUUCCCUCCAGUAGACACACAAACUAGAGGGCUAUGUCUGUUUCCUGGGUAGAGUUGUCCUAAAGCCGUCCUGGGGGCUUUUGGGUGCAAAAGUGAAAUAUUUGGGUGCGAUAAUGGUCCUCAUACAUAUGAGUUUGAAACUUUUCACCUUUCAAAGUAAGUUUGAGUAGCAACCUUUGCACAUUAAAAGAGGUACACCUUUUUCUCAAUUACAGAAAUAAAGUUAUCAUGAAUGAGGGCCAAACAAGAUUAAGAUCGGCAAAUCUCAUAAAUGAAUUAAGUUAAAAGGAUUUACUAUGUAAAGCCAUGCUUCUUCCCCCCUUUUUUGUUUCAACUCCUAAAACCAAGUCUGAAAACACCUGACGUUCAAAUCAACCCGUCUUUAAAAGUGUUGCCCUUCUGAGAUAAAGACAAAAUGUUCUUUACAUUAACCCUGAUCACCUCCUUACUCUAAAACAAGACAGUUAAACAAGCUUCCCUCCAACUUUUGCUUCGUUCAUAAAACACAGGAUUGGGUGAAGGGCAGAGGCUAUGCUCACACCAGCCGAGAUGCCAUGUAGCAAAAAGUCUCUGAAAAUAAGUAUUUUAUGAAUUAAGCACAUAUUUUAAUGACUAGAAUCUGUUCAUUAGAACGCUGUAUAGGCUGUAUAAAUCAGGGUUGGUAGGUUUUUGAAUGAAAAACAAAUUGUAAACUUGUGAAUGAGUGUGUCGUUCAUGAGAUGUAGCUGUUCACUAUACUCUGGUAUUAUUUGAAGUAUGUGCAAUACAGAGUAAAGGAGGUUCUUAUGAUACUGUCUUGCAUUUUAUCCCAUUGUGCUUCUUAAAGUUGUAUUGUUUGUAAAUAUGAAUAAAACCAGAGUAAAAUUGUCAUCUUUUACAAUGCUGUAGGUCUAUUUAUACUAUCAAGAUUGUUCACAUGUAUAAUGCAGAGGCACACUGUUCAAUAAAAAUGCACAAAAUACUUUCUCAAACAGUUUUUCAUGUCUGUCUUUGCAUUGGUGUUUGGGAUUUUUUGUAAUAACUUAUUUAUUAUUUUAGAAAACUGAAAUAAUUAGAGAUAUUCAUUUUAUAUUGUGUUUCUUUUUGGGUUUUCUUCAAAUUAUAAAUCUGAGUCAAAACUUGGACAAGUUUGGUCAAAAGUGGGUUUUCCAGGUGCGUUACUUCUUUAUUAUGAUUUUUUUUUUUUGUCAUUUCACAAAACCCUUAAUCAUAACGUAAAACUUACUCAUGGACAGGUCGGUUUUAGUCACCUUUCGAUGGUUAUGUUUUACGUAACCAGAUUUUAUUUUUUUACAUUGUUACGUAAACCACGGCAAGAGUAAAACUCUCCAUAGUUGUCGGAAAUAUGAUCUAAAUGUCUCUGAACCUGCGUUCCCUAACUGUGGUUUUAGACCUGUUUCCACACAACAACGUUGCAGCGACCGUCUGAUGGAUUUUGAAUGAAAUGGUUCUCCCGUCCAUCACAACAACACGGAAUGUUGCCGCUGUCGCGAGACGCACCACGAUUGGUUACAGGAGGCGGAAAGCUGCAAUCUGAUUGGCCUAUACGAGCUAAAGAGGCGGGACCAUUUAAGCUGCGACUGUCAAGAUUGGCAAAGAGCUCGCGUUGCUGCUGCGUUCAGGUAAAAAAAAGGGAGCAGGCGACAGAAAAAAAUAGAAACAUUCAUCCUGGCAGAAAGCGAGGAGUGAGAUGGAAACCUUUUCUUGUGGCCAAACCUAAACAGAAGAAUUUUAAUGUGACUCGAAAAAGAGGAGGAAGCUGAAGAGGUGUUGGAAGAAAGUGUCAUUCUCAUCGUUUGGCUCCUUUUUGUAGCUCAACUUGGACAGCUGCUUGUUUUCCAGCGAGCCCAUCAACAAAGAAUGAAAGCGUUUAAACGAGCUCUGGAGGAUGAUCUUCAUCCGGACCAGGAGCACUCUUCAGCCAUGUCAGACAGCGAUGAGGGAUCCCUGCUUGACCCGUCGGGAAGGGGGCUCCUCGGGAAGCGGCGCCGCCGUGGCAACCUGCCCAAGGAAGCAGUGCAGAUUCUUCGGAGCUGGCUGUACGAGCACCGCUUCAACGCCUAUCCGUCGGAGCAAGAGAAACUCAGCCUGUCGGGUCAGACCAAGCUCUCCGUGCUGCAGAUAUGCAACUGGUUCAUCAACGCGCGUCGCCGCCUUCUCCCCGAUCUUCUUCGUAAGGAUGGCAAAGAUCCAACCAAGUUCACCAUCUCCCGUAAGGUCUGCAGUAAAAUCGAAGGCCACCUGUCCAGCGCAGCGAGAGCCAGCUCUCCAGAGGCCAGCGUCUCUUUGCAACAGCGCCCGUCUGUGAUUCGCUCUGCACCCACUUUGGACCUCAAUCUCCUGGGGAACACGGCCACAGCGAUUCUGACUGGAGCAGGCUACCCUGGUAAGCAGGGGUCGGUGCAGGCGCUAAUGAAUCUGGACACGCAAAGUCUGCUGAGGGAAGCUGAUGAAACGGGCCCCGCCAGCUCAACAGCGGCAGCCAGCUCCUCCAGUGGCCUCUUCAACACGCCUCCCCCUACUCCUCCUGAGCUGUUCCCUACACAGGACUUCAGUGACCUGAGGCUCCUGGUGGACGCUGCUCUCCAACGAGCUGAAGAGCAGGACAGACUCAAGGAGGUUCAGGAUCUGCCGCCAGAGGCUUUAAAGACCGCACGCAGUGCUUACAGCAGCGACCUGGGCCCGACCCCGCCUCCAGAAGAGCAGGUCAUGGAUCCCUCUAGAGUUCAGAGUCUAAUGGAGAAGGCUAUGGCUGUUCCAGAGUCAGCUGGAGUGUCGAUAAAAUUCCCUGUGUCCUUGGGAGUGGCUGCACCGUUCUCAGCCUUGAGGAUUUGUCCUCAGCUGGAAGCCGUCAGAGCGUCCAGCCCACACCAGCCCCAGCUCAACCCAGCCGUGGUGCCAGGGUCUGCCUAUGGCCUGGGGCAGCUAGAUGCGCAGAGACCAGCUGCUGCUCCAGUGGUCAGCGCAGCCUUGCAAUUGGAUUCAACUUCUGUCCCACCUUCUUCCACAUGUCCGGUUUUAGAAUCACUCGUCUCUGCACCGGUCACGAGUCCCGCCUCAACCUCUGCUACAAGUCAGGACACACACUCGGCCUCUAAAGGAGUCUCGCUCCUCCUGCCGUUCCAUAAAACUCCGGGAAACGCUCUGUGUGUUCCAUCCCCCGGUUCUGCGUCGGCUGCAGCCCGCUUGGGCCUCGCCCCUCCUUUGCUGCCCUCCUCUGGUGCUCAGCGGAGUUCAGCCGUGGUGCCCAAUGUUUGGAGCAUGGUUCACUCAAACACCAGGCAGGUGGUGAAGACCCCAAUGACUACAAUGUGGGGGCCGCAGCACAGCCUGCACACAAUGAGUGAAGCUGUCAACUAGGGUUUUUUUUUUUAGCAGAAUGUAUCUGAAGCCUCAGUCUGCACAUCAAAGUCCCUCUGACAGGCUUGAGAUGAUUCAGAGACGCUGACGUCGAUGCAUUUCCUCAGUUUAAAUGUCUUUUCCUGGGGGGGGGGGUUGUACAAAAUGUGUAUUUUUAGCAGAGCAGAGCUGGCCUCUUCAGUAGCAGGGCUGGACUUGGUUGAAUGUACGAAUGACAUUGAUGUCAUUGGUUAAAUCUUCCCCAGAAGAGUUUGAUUUAGUUUAAGAAAAGGUAGACGCCUCUUUUUUUUCAACUUCCGUGUCUUUGUAAAGCAGCGACUGAAUGGACCCCCCCCCCCGGUUCUCCCCAUCGCUCGUCCUCCGUCAUGUCAUCUCAGCUGCUCUGCACGUUCCCGUCCUGGAUGAAAUUUCAAGUAUUGUCUAUCAAACGCAUAUAGAGCCUGUAUGAUUGGAGCCUUUAUUCACUCGUCACCAUUUCUCUGACGUUUCUUGGAGUUUAUGUUUUUUCACAUUCGAAUGUCUUGUGAAAAAGGUUAAUUAUUGCGUACGUGUUCUUAACAGAGGUAGCACACUUAGAUGAUUUGUGUCAAUCUGAUGCUAGUUUCUGUAGGGGUUCCAUUUUAACCCAUUAAGCUGUAGUUUCUGUGAAACCACCAUAUACUGCCGAAAGCUCCAACAGCUGUAGCACGAGAGAACAACUGAAAUCUCUUUCAUUAAUGCUAUUGCAGAAUUGUAAUGUAGCACGUUUGUGUUUUCCAGUAUGUGUGUGCGUUGUUGUGAGGCCGGAGGAAGUCUACGGUUAGCUCGACUGAUUUUUUUUCUUUUGUUUUGUGCAGACAAGUAAGGAUGGACGUCUUGUUGCACACUCUGGGUAGAAUAGUCCGCAUUUAUACCUCAUUUUACACGUUUCCCAUCAGGCUUGGGUCGUACGUUGUGGUGAUGUUUUAGUUUUCCGACAACGUGGAUGCACUGUGAUGCCUUUGUGGAUGUGGUGCUGGAUAAAUGCUGGUUAAAGGGAUACUUCGGAUCCUGUGGAGUGGGAUUCUGUUGAAACAUUGUGUACAAUUCCCUAACAGUCACUAACUCUGUGAAACAUUUCAGUUUGAACAAAGUGGUUAGUUUUCAUUGGAUUGACAAGCUAAUGGCUAGUCAGAGUAGGGCCAGUUACAAUGUGGAUUACUGCUUCUUUAAACAACUUCUUUAAAAAGAAAUCUCCCUGUUAUGAGUGCGAAUGGAAACUAGCAUUAGCUCUUUCAGUACAUAGUUUAUAUUUCUGCCAGAAUAACCAUGAAAUGCAACAGCAGUGUGAAAGUUUACAAGCUAGCAUUUGUACGAACCAUUCUGGAAUUAUUUGGGUUUAAAAUAGAUUUAAUCCAGCAGAAAAUCCCGUUGUAACCGUUCCUUCUUUGUAUUAUUAUUAUUUUUUUUAAUUUUAUUUUAUUUUUUAUAUUUUUUCCUUGACUCCUUGAGAAGGUUCUCCACUCCGAGAGGAUUCAGAAUGCUUACCUGCUGCUGGUAGCAUCCUAUGCCAACAGCGACUCUACAAAACCCCGCUUCACAUAAUCUGGAUUAUUCUUCUAGGUUUUAUACGGUGAAGUUUGUAUCAGGUUUUAACUGCAAACUGACAUUUAUGAGUAAAAGAUGUGCUGAUGUAAAUAUGUUGAUUUUUCUUUUAUGUAAUAGUAAGAGCCCUGUCUCGUACUGUAGUUUUACAGCCAAACGCGUUCUGAAUGUUCAUUUCCAAGUUCAUGUUCUAGGUCAUGACUGACUCUGUGCCUUAAGCCCUCGACCGAGGGAUGAUGUCCUGGUUUUAUUCUUAUUUUCUUAUAUAUAUAUGAAUAUAUUAAACACUCAAUAGUCUGUGCAAUAUACACUUUAAACUUAAAAUGUGUUUUGUAUGAUCAUUUCAAAAAAUAAAAGUUUCCUUUUU
Messenger RNA from Nothobranchius furzeri (turquoise killifish), 8596 nucleotides. Its product is annotated as iroquois-class homeodomain protein IRX-3. Gene Ontology annotation, biological process: negative regulation of transcription by RNA polymerase II. The record is from RefSeq and is a predicted model, not a curated record. NCBI's taxonomy places the organism in Eukaryota, Metazoa, Chordata, Actinopteri, Cyprinodontiformes, Nothobranchiidae. Gene Ontology annotation, molecular function: RNA polymerase II cis-regulatory region sequence-specific DNA binding; DNA-binding transcription repressor activity, RNA polymerase II-specific.